CCUUCUUGUGUCCCUCUCUCUCCCAGAACCCUUUGCUCGCUCGCUCGCUCUCUCCUUCCCUCGGCGUAGACCCUUUUCGGAAGUUGUUAGUAACUACUAUUUAUCAAAUCCCCGAAUCUCGCUUUUCUUUCCUCUUUUUUUUUUAAAAUAUUCCAGAUCUGCUCUCCGAUUUCUACAAACCCUAAGAUUAGAUUUAUCCGAUAAGAGUUUUGAAUUGAAUCGCGAAUUUUGUCAAUAUAUCUGAGACUGCCCUGCCCGCCCCUAGGUUUUGUGUUACAAGUAGGAAACCCCUAGACUAGACGUAUUAUUGCUGUACAGAUCUCUCCACUCCUCUCCCUAGGCAGAUUUAUCGUAGAUCGAUCGAUAGAAGAAGAAGAAAAGGUUGUGAUGAUGAACAACAACAACAACAACAACAACCGAGGAGGUGGAGGAGGAGGAAGGUAUCCUCCAGGGAUUGGCGCUGGCCGUGGUGCCAUCAACCCUAACCCUAAUUUCCAGUCCCGGCCUGCUUAUCAACAGCAGCCACAGUACGUUCAGCGAGGCGGCGGUUACUCCCAACAACAACAGUUUCAGCAAGCCACCUCACAGCCUCCUCGUCAAUACCAACAGCAACAGCAAUGGCUUCCUAGACCCCAGAUCUCUACCAACGGCGGCUCUGCUGUCGCACAAGUUGAAAAAUCCGAAGCUGUCGACACAAAUUCGGAAGACUGGAAAGCGAGGCUAAAACUACCUGCUCCUGAUACUCGCUUCAGAACUGAGGAUGUGACAGCCACUAAGGGAAACGAGUUUGAAGAUUAUUUUCUCAAAAGGGAGCUUCUUAUGGGUAUUUACGAAGGGUUUGAGAGACCUUCUCCUAUUCAGGAAGAGAGUAUCCCUAUUGCCUUAACCGGCAGAGAUAUCCUUGCCCGCGCCAAGAACGGCACUGGCAAGACUGCCGCCUUUUGUAUUCCUGUCUUGGAAAAAAUUGACCAAGAUAACAAUGUUAUUCAAGCUGUGAUAAUUGUUCCUACUAGAGAGUUAGCCCUUCAGACAUCCCAGGUGUGUAAGGAGCUGGGGAAGCAUUUGAAGAUUCAGGUCAUGGUCACCACUGGAGGCACCAGUCUCAAAGAUGAUAUCAUGCGUUUGUAUCAGCAUGUCCAUUUACUCGUUGGAACUCCUGGCAGAAUUUUGGAUCUCACCAAGAAAGGUGUUUGUGUUUUGAAGGAUUGUUCUGUGCUCGCUAUGGACGAGGCUGAUAAGCUUUUAUCUCAAGAGUUCCAACCUUCCGUGGAACAUUUGAUCAGCUUUCUUCCCGAAAAUCGCCAGAUUUUGAUGUUCUCAGCCACUUUUCCUGUCACUGUCAAGUAUUUCAAGGAUCGAUUUUUGACAAAUCCUUACAUCAUUAAUCUCAUGGAUGAACUUACGCUCAAGGGUAUUACCCAAUUCUAUGCUUUUGUUGAAGAACGUCAGAAAAUUCAUUGCUUGAAUACACUCUUCUCCAAGCUGCAAAUCAACCAAUCGAUCAUAUUCUGCAAUUCCGUUAACCGUGUGGAGCUCUUAGCUAAGAAAAUUACAGAACUUGGGUAUUCUUGUUUUUACAUUCAUGCAAAGAUGCUGCAGGACCAUCGUAACAGAGUGUUCCAUGACUUCCGCAAUGGUGCAUGCCGGAAUCUUGUGUGUACUGACCUGUUCACACGUGGGAUUGACAUUCAAGCAGUCAAUGUGGUGAUAAACUUUGAUUUCCCAAAGAAUGCAGAAACAUAUCUUCACAGGGUUGGUCGAUCAGGAAGGUUUGGCCAUCUUGGUUUAGCGGUGAAUCUUAUCACCUAUGAGGACCGCUUUAAUCUUUACCGAAUUGAGCAAGAGCUUGGUACGGAGAUCAAGCAAAUUCCUCCACAUAUUGAUCAGGCAAUUUAUUGCCAAUAAGUUUGAUGGCCUUGGUCUUCUUUUAGGUCUAUCAGUAAUAAGUGGUUUGUUGAUGCAAUGUGUGACUUGUCUAGCCGUGCAGGAUAAACCAGAACCCAAAAAGUCUUCACAUUCAUCCUCUUAUCUUACCUUCAAAAUGUUUUCUGUGCGUCUUUGGGUUUUCCUUCUUUCUAAAUAAUCAACUACAUAUAGACAAAAGGCCUGGGAGGUGUGAAAUUCCUGGUAGUAGUGGAAGUUGGGAGUCUUUUUUAUUUUAUUUUAACAAGUCGUUUGGUGCUAUGUUUCUGUCAUUGUCGUAGACUGGUCAGUGUUGUGAUACGUGUUCAAGAAGCGUGUGGUUUCUUGACUCUUUAAUGCUUUGUUUGCAGCUUUUCCAACUUCAAUAAUAAGUCUUUGAGACCCUAA
Molecule: messenger RNA, 2310 nt
Organism: Raphanus sativus (radish)
Lineage: Eukaryota; Viridiplantae; Streptophyta; Magnoliopsida; Brassicales; Brassicaceae
Product: DEAD-box ATP-dependent RNA helicase 8
Biological process (GO): P-body assembly; cytoplasmic stress granule assembly
Cellular component (GO): cytoplasmic stress granule; P-body
Molecular function (GO): mRNA binding; RNA helicase activity; ATP binding
Source: RefSeq, a predicted model, not a curated record